Daucus carota subsp. sativus is the source of this 2368-nucleotide messenger RNA. RefSeq lists its product as uncharacterized. Gene Ontology annotation, cellular component: nucleus; cytoplasm. Bases 110 to 1645 code for a protein of 511 amino acids. The transcript has 3 exons. Gene Ontology annotation, molecular function: ribosomal large subunit binding. Gene Ontology annotation, biological process: ribosomal large subunit export from nucleus. NCBI's taxonomy places the organism in Eukaryota, Viridiplantae, Streptophyta, Magnoliopsida, Apiales, Apiaceae. The record is from RefSeq and is a predicted model, not a curated record.
AUAAUAAUAGUCAAUAAUCAUCCCCAUAUAGUCGACAUCCUGAACCCAAGAAACAAUUCUGUAGCAUAAGCUUGCUUUACAUUUCCCCGCUCCUAAUCGUCUCUCAGGUAUGGCUGAAGAAGCUGGGAUGUUUUUUGUUCAACAAACUGUUGGCAGUGUUUUAUGCUGCAAAUGUGGUAUUCCAAUGGCACCAAAUGCUGCAAAUAUGUGUGUCAAGUGCUUACGUACUGAAGUUGACAUUACAGAGGGUUUACAAAAGCAUGUCAUUAUCGUUCAUUGCCCAGAAUGCGAUACGUACUUGCAGCCACCCAGAACUUGGAUUAAAGCACAACUUGAGUCGAAGGAACUCUUGACCUUUUGUGUAAAGAGAGUAAAGAAUUUGAAUAAGGUUAAGCUAGUCGAUGCGGGUUUUAUAUGGACAGAGCCUCACUCUAAAAGGCUCAAAGUCAAACUGAGAGUACAGAAGGAGGUUCUUAAUGGUGCAGUCCUUGAACAAACUUGUACAGUUGAAUAUGUUGUACAAGAUCAAAUGUGUGAAUCUUGCACCAGAGUGCAGGCUAAUCCUGAUCAGUGGGUAGCUGCAGUUCAACUAAGGCAGCAUGUUUCUCAUAGGAGAACCUUUUUCUUCUUGGAACAGCUUAUACUUAAGCAUGAUGCCGCUGCCCGUGCCAUAAGAAUUACUCAGAUGGACCAGGGAAUUGAUUUCUUUUUUGCUAAUCGCAGUCACGGUGUGAAGUUCGUAGAAUUUCUGGGUAAAGUUGUUCCAGUCAAGAGUCGGAGUGACAAACAGCUUGUGUCCCAUGAUACCAAGAGCAAUAACUACAAUUAUAAGCACACUUUCUCUGUUGAACUCUGCCCAAUCUGUCGUGAGGAUCUAAUCUGCCUGCCCCCAAAAGUUUCGGCUAGUUUAGGACAUCUUGGCCCACUAGUAAUAUGCACAAAAGUAAGCAACAAUAUCAUUUUACUGGACCCCUUCACUCUUAGACACUGUUUUCUGGAUGCUGAUCAAUAUUGGAGGUCAGCUUUCAAGUCCCUACUUUCCAGUAGGCAGCUUAUCGAAUAUAUAGUAUUGGAUAUAGAGUCUUGUGCUUCUGAAGUAACUGUUGGUGGGUCUACUUAUCUUUUGGCUGAUGCACAAGUAGCGCGUCUAUCAGAUUUUGGAAAGAAUGAUACUAUAUACUUUGUAAAAACACAUUUAGGCCAUCUUUUAUCUCCUGGGGAUUAUGCUCUUGGUUAUGACUUGCACGCUGCCAACACUAAUGAUAUGGAACUAAAUAAAUACAAAGGUUUUGUCCUCCCGGAUGUGGUUUUGAUAAAAAAGAGCUAUGAGGAGAAACGCAUGAAGAAGCGUGGGAAGCCUCGUGCUUGGAAGCUUAAAUCCCUUGGCAUGGAAAUUGAUGAUUCUGCUAAAGGUAAAUUUGAUGAAGAAAAGAUGGAUGCAGAAUAUGAAAAGUUUUUGGAAGACUUGGAGGAGAACCCUGAAUUAAGGUUUAAUGUGUCGUUGUACCGUAAUAAAGAAUACCAGCCAUCAGAUAUGGCAUCUGUAACUGAUGGAGAGGAUGCUCCUACUGUGCCUUUAGAUGAGUUGCUUGGUGAUUUAAAUCUUACUGAAGCAGAAACUGAUUAUGAUGAUAUGAAGGAGUGAAUUGAAGCUGGUCUAUUCAAUUAAAAGUGCAGGAGGCUGAGAUUUUUUAGUAGGUAUAUUAAAGUGCUUUGACGAUGCUAGUGUAUCAAGGUUUAUGAGUUGGUGAUCUACUACACAACUGAACGAGGGGACAGAUUACAGAAAACGAUUCUCUCCCACUAGUGGACAUCAAUUUGGAAUAGGCAAUUGUAUGAAUCUCGCUACUUGUUUACUUAAAAUUGUACACAUGAGAGGUUAUCUCUCUCCCUCCCCCUCUCUCCCCCCUCUCUCUCUUUUCGGCUAUUGUGGUAUUUCGACCUGAUUCAGGAUUCAAAAUUUCCUUUUGGAUCAAAAGUAAUAUACUUUCACAGCGGGAAACAAAGAUGUUGGAUCUGAGAUUCAAUUCAUCGGAACAUGGGGAAUAUGAUGACUAGAAGAUAUUGCUACAUGAUUACUGAUCGAUGUUUUAACAUGUUUUUCUUUAGCCUUUUAUCAUUUUAUGAAUGUUUUUUGUGUGUAUUUACACCACAAUCAAGGUACGCUAUUUUAAACUUUUGAAGAUUUAUCAUUAUAUUGAUUUUGUUGGGUUUUAUGUUUAUAAGUGUUAGAUGUAGACGUGAAUUUUGACAGGCUUGAAUUCAUGUAUCUGCUACUUGUUAUUUUUUCUCGAUCACUUUGUUAUGAGAUGUUGAAGACUAGUACUAUAGUUGUUUUGGUUAAUCGCCAUAGUCUUUUGAAGGAUUA